CAUUAUUGUUGUUCAUCCCUUCCUCUUAAUUUCCAUGGCUUCUCAUCAAGACCACCAGCUUCACUUUGUGUUCUUUCCUCUAAUGGCUUCAGGCCACAUGAUCCCAUUGAUAGACAUUGCUAGAUUGUUUGCACAACAAGGCAUCAUUGUCACCAUAUUCACCACACCCCACAAUGCAGCCAGAUUUCAAACAGUUCUUACUCGAGACCUAGAAUCUGGGCUCCAAAUCCGCGUAAUCCAAGUGAAAUUUCCAGCCGAAGAAGCAGGAUUGCCCGAAGGCUGCGAAAACUUCGACAUGCUACCUUCACCAGACUUGGUCUUCAAUUGCUUUGCUGCAACUGCCUUGCUUCACAAGCCAGUAGAGAAAUUGUUUGAAGAGCUCACUCCAAAGCCAAAUUGCAUAAUCUCAGACAUGAGUUUUCCAUGGACUUAUGACAUUGCUAGCAAGCAUCACAUUCCAAGGAUAUCUUUUGGUGGAACAAACUGCGUCAGUUUCUUGUGCGUUCACAAUUUGAGCGUAUCCAAUGUGCUUGAGAGUGUAACGUCUGAUUCAGAGCACCUUGUUCUGCCCGACCUGCCAGAUCGAAUUGAGAUGACGAAAGCUCAGCUUCCAGAUGGGUCAGUGACACCAACAGUGAAAGAUUUUUUUGACAAAAUGGGAGCAGUAGAAACGGAGACAUAUGGGAUGAUCGUGAAUACUUUUGAGGAAUUGGAGCCAGCAUAUGUUCAAGCAUACAAAAAGGUAAAAAAUGAUAAACUCUGGUGCAUUGGCCCUGCUUCCCUAUGCAACAAAGAUGACUUGGACAAGGCACAAAGGGGCAACAAAGUCUCCAUUGAUGAACUUCACUGCUUCAAAUGGCUCGACUCAUGGGCAACAGCUUCUGUACUUUAUGCUUGCUUUGGAAGUAUGUGUCACCUCAGCUGUGAACAGUUGAUAGAGAUUGGAUUGGCGUUAGAGGCAUCAAAUAAACCGUUCAUUUGGGUUGUAAGGGGCUGCAUUGAAAUACAGGAAUUGGAGAAAUGGAUUGCAGAAAGUGGAUUUGAGGAAAGGAACAGAGCAAGGAGCCUCGUGAUUCAUGGUUGGGCUCCGCAGACGCUUAUAUUAUCACACCCUGCAGUUGGUGGGUUCUUGACACAUUGUGGCUGGAAUUCCACAUUGGAAGGGAUUUGUGCUGGGGUGCCUUUGCUCACAUGGCCACUGCAUGGGGACCAAUUUAUAAAUGAGAAACUUGUUGAACAGAUUCUAAAGAUUUCAGUGAGAGUUGGUGUGGAAUUUUCAGUUUUGUGGGGAGAGGAGGAGAAGAUUAGGGUGGUUUUGAGAAAGGAGAAGGUGAAGGAGGCCAUAGAGAAAUUGAUGGAUGGAGAAGAAAGCCAAGGGAGAAGAGAGAGAGCCAGAGAGUUAGCAAAGAUGGCAAAGAGAGCAGUAGCAGAAGGUGGAUCUUCUCACCUCAACAUAAAACAGCUAAUCCAAGAGAUCAAAGAACUAACUGCAUAAACACAAACUAAGAAGAGUUUUUUUUUAAUUUUUUGGAAGAAAAAACUAAGAAGAGUUUGAAUGUUCUUUUCUCAAGCAUACUGCUUACUGCAUACAUUCUGCUCUGUAAUUAUUGUAAUGCAGUUGUUUAUUUUACUAUUGCUCUCAUUACUGUCUUUAGUUUGAUUUGGAAUGUUAUUAGGUUGAUUUAGAAGAACCAAAUAUAGGUGUGUUUUCGGCCUA
Messenger RNA from Prunus dulcis (almond), 1717 nucleotides. Its product is annotated as UDP-glycosyltransferase 73C1-like. The transcript has a single exon. Gene Ontology annotation, molecular function: UDP-glycosyltransferase activity. Bases 35 to 1495 code for a protein of 486 amino acids. NCBI's taxonomy places the organism in Eukaryota, Viridiplantae, Streptophyta, Magnoliopsida, Rosales, Rosaceae. The record is from RefSeq and is a predicted model, not a curated record.